Eutrema salsugineum is the source of this 1704-nucleotide messenger RNA. RefSeq names its product glucan endo-1,3-beta-glucosidase 11. Gene Ontology annotation, biological process: carbohydrate metabolic process. The record is from RefSeq and is a predicted model, not a curated record. The transcript is spliced from 3 exons. Gene Ontology annotation, cellular component: plasma membrane. Lineage: Eukaryota; Viridiplantae; Streptophyta; Magnoliopsida; Brassicales; Brassicaceae. Bases 161 to 1474 code for a protein of 437 amino acids. Gene Ontology annotation, molecular function: hydrolase activity, hydrolyzing O-glycosyl compounds.
AAAACCUCACAUCCACACUACGCUCACUCUCUCUCCGACCACUGUUGAUAAACUCAAUACUUAAAUUUUGCAAUUCUCCUUCGAUACCACAUCCAUCACCACCUCUCUCACCUCUCUGCCGGCCGCCACCGCCGGUAUUCACCGGAAUCAAUCACAAUCAAUGGAGCUUAACACCUUCCAUCGCUCUUCUUCUUCCCUCUUAUUCCUCCUCUCAGUGGUGGUUAUUUUCCCGGCGACGGUGAUUUCAAUCGGCGUCAACUACGGUCAAAUCGGAGAUAACCUCCCGUCACCGGAACAAGUAGUCCCAUUAGUGAAAUCAAUCGGAGCAACAAAAGUAAAGCUCUACGACGCAAACCCACAGAUCCUAAAAGCCUUUUCCGGCACCGGCGUAGAGUUCAUCGUCGGUCUCGGGAACGAGUACCUCUCCAAAAUGCGAGACCCAUCAAAAGCCCUAACGUGGAUCAAACAAAACGUGACUCCAUUUUUACCGGCGACUAACAUCACCUGCAUCACAAUCGGAAACGAAAUCCUCGCUCUCAACGACUCUUCCCUCGCCGAUAACCUCCUCCCGGCAAUGCAAGGAGUCCACUCCGCUUUAAUCACCGCCGGUCUCUCCGAUCAAAUCGCCGUCACCACCGCACACUCUCUCUCCAUCCUCCAAACCUCUUUCCCACCUUCCGCCGGCGAAUUUCACCCAGAUCUCAUCGAUACGCUCAAACCAAUCCUCGAAUUUCACCGGAAAACAGACUCUCCGUUCUUAAUCAACGCUUACCCUUUCUUCGCCUACAAAGGAAACCCUAAAGAGAUCCCUCUCGAUUUCGUCCUCUUCCAGCCGAAUCAAGGAAUCGUAGAUCCGGCCACCGGAUUCCGCUACGAGAACAUGCUGUUCUCGCAGAUCGACGCCGUGUACUCUGCUUUAGCGGCGGCGGGGUAUAAAUCUCUCAAGGUUCAGAUAUCGGAGACGGGGUGGCCGUCGAAAGGAGACGACGACGAGUUCGGAGCCACGCCGGAGAACGCGAAGAGGUAUAACGGAAACCUGAUUAAGAUGAUGAUGGGUAAAAAGACGAAAACACCCUUGCGACCGAACAACGAUCUUAUCGUCUAUGUUUUUGCUCUCUUCAACGAGAACAUGAAGCCUGGCCCGACGUCGGAGAGGAAUUACGGGCUGUUUAAACCUGACGGGACUCAGGCUUACUCGCUUGGGUUUACUCUAAACGACGUCGUUAAAGGGUCUAGCGGCGGAGACGACGGUGGUAAUAGUAGUAGUGGAGGAGGAGGAGGAGGAGGAGGAGGAGGAGGAGGAGGAGGAGGAGGAGGUGGGAAAAUGCCGGUUUCGCCGGUUAUGCCUGUGGCGCCGGAUAGUGCGUCGACCGGUUAUUUGGCAAUUUCGUCGGCUCCGGGGAAAAGAAAAGGGACUGUAGCAAUAUUGUUAAUGAUGGUGAGCAUGUUACUUGGCGAGAGACGCUUCCUUUGAUUACACGAAACAGAGUUAACUGUUUUGCAUUCUUCCGAAUUCCAGAUUACCAUUGGAGAGCUUAUCACGGGCAUUUUUUUUUGGUUUAUAGUAUUUAUGUUAGAAAUUCAUUUUGCACCUUAUGUAGUAUGAGGAUCACACUCAAUUCACUUUUAUAUUCCAUUCAAUAAUACUCUUCUUAUAUUCGUGAGGAUCACAUUCAGUUUAAUUUGUUUUCUUCUAUGUUGUCC